AUGACCGAUCGGUUUUUGCCAGCGUCGGAGACACAGAACGCUCCUUAUUUCGGAUUUAAUCCAAGCGAUGAAGAACUCAUUAGCUACUUAAAGAGGAAAGUUCAGGGCAGACCCUUGGUUCUUAAUGCGAUUGAGGAAGUCGAUGUUUACAAGCAAGAAGACCUCUCUCACUUACUAGAACAAUCGAGGCUGAAGUCAAAGGACCAAGAAGGGUUCUUCUUCACUACUCUAGAAAAGUACGUAGACAAUGAUGGCCAUCGCUAUUGGCACCAAAGAGGACAAGACAAGGAAGUCAAGCGAAGAGGAGACGGUGAGGUGAUUGGUAAGAUCAAGAGGCUUGUGUUUAAUACUCCAAAUAAUCAACCAACAAAUUGGGUGAUUUAUGAGUAUCACCUCGUAGACAAUGAUGGCCAUGGCUAUAAGACAGAUUCGUACGUGUUGUGCAAAUUGUCCCACAAUAGUAGAAACAUAAGUGAGAAGCUUCAGCAGGAGAGCCACUCACGGAGCAAUAACCUCUUUGACCUCAACGAGCUCCCUAGAGAGUUUGAGAUGGAUACUCACGAUGCAUGUCUUCUUCCCUGUGUCCUCAACAAAGAAGCUCCACUUCCUUUGGUACAAUACGAACGCAAGCGCAAAAGAGACUCUUUUGGAAGCUACGACGACAACUCAAACCAAACCCACUCAUCAUCAGGACUCUAUACCUUCUGUUGCCGCAAUGUUGUAGGAGAGUGA
This is a messenger RNA of Eruca vesicaria subsp. sativa (arugula), 732 nucleotides long. NCBI's taxonomy places the organism in Eukaryota, Viridiplantae, Streptophyta, Magnoliopsida, Brassicales, Brassicaceae. The record is from the annotation of a GenBank genome assembly.